Messenger RNA from Aspergillus glaucus CBS 516.65, 1083 nucleotides. RefSeq lists its product as uncharacterized. The record is from RefSeq and is a predicted model, not a curated record. The coding region runs from base 1 to 1083 and encodes 360 amino acids. The transcript is spliced from 3 exons. Gene Ontology annotation, molecular function: oxidoreductase activity, acting on the CH-OH group of donors, NAD or NADP as acceptor. NCBI's taxonomy places the organism in Eukaryota, Fungi, Ascomycota, Eurotiomycetes, Eurotiales, Aspergillaceae.
AUGACCAAAACCAUUCUCAUCACCGGCGUUAAUGGAUACCUUGCGUCCAACAUAGCCACCGCCGUUUUGAACGCCGGUUAUCGCCUGCGCGGCACCUGUCGUUCUAAGGAGCGUGCCUCGCGUCUGCUCAAUGGGCCAUGGAAGCCCUACGUAGACCGAAUCGAGAUUGCCGAAGUGCCGGAUCUCUGUGAAGUAUCUGGUUUUGAUGAAGCCGUCAAAGGUGUCUCUGCAAUUAUCCAUACGGCUGCGCCUGUUAUUGGUCCCUCCAUCACCCAUGCAUCGCAACUCAUCACUCCAACAGUCAAGGGCACGGAAAACCUGUUGAACUCAGCUUUGGCUUAUGCAGGCUCCCAGCUUGAGAGCUUUGUUUUCACCUCGUCUGCGGCGGCAGUCAUCACGCCUGGUGCGCAGCCUCCGCAUACUUACGACGAUAACAGCUGGAACAAGAUUCAUCCCUUACUCUUGGAGGACGGGGCAGAGAAUAUCUCCGUUUAUGAGGCAUAUCCGUGUGCGAAGAUUGCGGCGGAGAAGCUCGUUUGGGCUUUCAGGGAUACCAAGAAGCCUCCAUUCGCCAUAAGCGUCAUCUGCGGCUCCAUCGCCACUGGUCCACCCAUUAUCCUCCCCGAAACCGCAGACAAACUCCCUCUAACCCUGGCCCCCGUAUACAACGGCCUCAUUGGUAAAGACGUGCCCGGACCCCAGGAUUCCAUUGUCAAAAUUGCUGGGUCAACUCCCUAUGUCGAUGUGCGCAAUCUGGCAGCCAUCUACAUCUGGUGUGCGGAGAACACUGCCCAGUCGGAUGGUGAACGUUAUCUCGUGGUCGCGGGACAUGGUCCCAAGCAGGCUAUUCUGGAUAUUCUGAGUGAGGAAUAUCCCGAGCGGCGGGGUGUGAUCCUCAAGGGCAAUCCGGAUCAGCGCUAUAACAAGGACUGGACGUUCGACGAGGGUGGUGUGGUGUUUGACUCGACGAAGGUGAAGAAUGCGGUUGGGUUGCAUUGGAUCCCGUAUGGUCAGAGUAUUAUUGAUACGGCUAAGUCUUUGGAGCCGUUGUUGGAGGCGGAGAAAGAGGGCUUGUUGAUUUAA